Molecule: messenger RNA, 1176 nt
Organism: Camellia sinensis
Lineage: Eukaryota; Viridiplantae; Streptophyta; Magnoliopsida; Ericales; Theaceae
Source: RefSeq, a predicted model, not a curated record
AUGGAACAUGAGGAGACAUUGGCAAAUAUGGCUAGGAAUACACGCCAGGGUCAAACGAAUCGACGGACUGGUAAUAGUAAUCGGCGAGGGAAUGUGACUAAUAAUGGUAGUGGUUCUCAAGCAGUCGGAGGAAAUCAGUGGCAAGAGUUGGGACACCAAGAACAAGCUGCAAUCCCCAAUCCAAUUGAAAUGGUUAAAGUGUUUCAAAUGUUGGCCGGGGUGGUGCAACAACAAACCACUAUAGGGAAUAACUUGACUAGACUUAUGGAGCAACAACAGCGGAUGCAACCAGGUGUUGGGCCGCAACCAAGGCCACGUUGUAACAUUACCGAGUUUAAGAAGAUAGCCUUAGCAUUUGACGGAGCCACAGACCCUUUGGAGGCUGAAAAAUGGUUGACAGAAAUGGAGAAGUUGUUUCCCGUUUUUGAGUGUACGGAUGAUCAGAAGAGGGAAUUUUUGAAGUUAGAGCAAGGGAAUAAGACGGUUGCAGAAUAUGAAGCUGAGUUUACGAAGUUGUCUAAAUUUGCAUCAGCAUUUGAAGCAGAUGAGGAUAGCAGAGCACGAAAGUUUGAAGGUGGACUAAGAACGAACAUUAUGCAACAAGUGGUUCCUUUCGAGUUACCUACUUUUGGAGCAGUGUUGAAUAAGGCUUUGCUAGUUGAGAGUGGCCUUACCAGAGCCCAAGAAGAGAAAGAAGAGAAUUAUAAGAAGAGGCCUAGUUCUUCCAACUUCCAAACUAACAAUUCGAAGGGCAAUACUAAGAGACAAAACACUUCUUCGGUUGGGAGUUGGGGAAGUCGAACUAUGGGUAGUAGUGUUGAUAAGAAGAAUGAUCGGGUACAAUGCACUAGGUGUAAUGGAUUCCAUCGGGAUAGUGAGUGUCGUUGGAAUACUGGGGCUUGUUUCUCUUGCGGGCAACAGGGGCACAGGAUAGCUGAUUGCCCUAAUCGGAAGGGGCAUGAGAUUGAACAGAAAACAUGGACAAAUAAAGGAGCAUCAACAGACAAAGGGUCUUCAGGAAGUCAAAAGAAAAAUGGAGGUCAUAAGCCAAAGACUCAGGGCCGAGUGUACGCACUCACACAACAAGAUGUUCAGACUUCCAACACGGUGGUGUCAGGUACUGUUUUAGUGUCUUCUGUUUAUGCACAUGUGUUAUUUGAUUCUCUAAGUAGGUGA